UUGGAGAAACAAAAGGAAGAGACUAUUAAGAGUCUUGAUUCUCAGAUUGCUACUCUUAGUGAUGAAAUUGUCAAGAAGGUCCUUCCUGUCAGUAACUAAUUCUGCAAACUGGUAACCUUUUUUGGGGGUUGUUAUGGAGGUUUUAGAGAGGGAUGAGGAAGAUGUUAGCCCAAGAUUUCCAUUUCAAAGGAAUGGAUCACCAUUGUCUUGUGUAGUACCACCAUUUUUGCUCAAAGAUAGCAUCUCCAGAAAGAGCUUGUAUUACAACAAGCUACCUGAAGAACCCCUCAAGCUCACGGUCCUCAAAUUGGAUGGCUCUUCCUUUGAUAUUAAAGUAGCAAGGAAUGGGACAGUGGCAGAGCUGAAACAGGCGGUGGAAUCUGCCUUCAGUCACUUGCCAAAAACAGAACCAGGCAACGUUUCAUGGUCCCAUGUAUGGGGACAUUUUUGCUUGAGCUAUGAUGGACGGAAGCUACUUACUGAUAGUGAUCUGUUAGGAACUUAUCGGAUCAAGGAUGGCGAUAAGCUCAGUUUUAUGCGGCAUGUGUCCAUUAGUUACAAUAUGGUCAAAACGCGAUCCGAGAGAGAGGACCUUAAUAAAAAUGAACCUAGCACAUCCAAAUGCUGUGAAAGCAGACAGCGGAGAGGUGAACGAGAAGAUAAUCACCAUCAAGUUAACUUAUUAAAGAAACAUCAAAAUACUAUUCAUGACAGCAAUAGGGGUGUUAUUGCCAAUUGUGAAUCCAGGUUGGUUCAUUUGUUUAGAGGGUGGUUGCCAUACAAAUUGGCAAGCCCAAAAAGGAGAAUAAAAGGGAGGAACAGUGCAUCGGGAUCACGCGAUGGUUUUCUCACGGACUGCUAAAAGUGUUAUGUGGUUUCACAGUGAUUACUACUAAUCUCACAGAGAGUUGGAGGACAGAGAAUAACCAACAUACUUGAAAGUCUAAAAUUCAAAACUGUUUUGUGUCAAAGAGAGUUGGAAAAUGAAUUGGAAAGCAUCCACCUCUAGUUGAUUCUGCAUAGGAGAUUAGUCAUUUCUAGCAUCUGUUCCCUUUCCUCAUUUGCGGAUGAAUGUUAGUCAAUUAGUUGAGUAGACAUGAUUUUAUUUGGGGUUUGGCAUGUAAGUCUUGGGAGUGUGCAAAAGAACCCCUGACAUUGCUCUCCAUGUACACCAUUUUUUAGGUUCAGUGUAGUCAGACCUUGAUUUUCAUCUUUUUGCCUAAGAACACAAAUGCACAAAUAUUCCUUGAUCAUUGGAAAAAGCAAA
This is a messenger RNA of Lycium barbarum (goji berry), 1267 nucleotides long. RefSeq lists its product as uncharacterized. The record is from RefSeq and is a predicted model, not a curated record. The transcript has 6 exons. The coding region runs from base 134 to 862 and encodes 242 amino acids. Gene Ontology annotation, molecular function: protein binding. Gene Ontology annotation, cellular component: U12-type spliceosomal complex. Gene Ontology annotation, biological process: mRNA splicing, via spliceosome. Lineage: Eukaryota; Viridiplantae; Streptophyta; Magnoliopsida; Solanales; Solanaceae.